AAUAUAAUAUCAAACACUAACAAGCAUGGCACACCUUGAAACUAUUGCUUCCACUAUGGCACUGGUAUUAAUCCUUACAUUCACUUCCACAACUUCAACUCGAAUCCUCGGUGAACUAGAAACACCAGAAGAACCGAUUACAGAUUCAGCAGCAGUGUCCCCUGUUUCAUCCACCAUUCUCCCUCCACUUCCAUCAACAGCCACAACAACUGGUACUAAUAUUCCCGAUCAGCACCACACACUAUCAUUUUUCAUGCACGAUAUUCUCGGUGGCUCCAAUCCAACGGCAAGAGCAGUGACCGGAGUCGUUACAAACCCUGCCCUUAAUGCUCAAGUUGCGUUUGCAAAGCCAAACGGUGCAAACCUUCCUCUAAACAGCGGAGUUCCACAGAACAAUAACAACAACGGAAUUCUAAACAACAACAACCUACCUUUCCUAACAGGACUCGGCGGAAACACGGGGAACGUCUUCAAUAACAAUAAUAACAAUGGAAACAACAAUUUUCCAGUGACAAAUAUGAAUCAGAUACCGCAGGGAAUGACGGUGCAGGAGCUGAUGUUUGGUACAAUGACAGUGUUUGAUGAUGAAUUAACAGAAGGUGAAGAGUUGGGAUCAGGAUUAGUAGGGAAAGCACAAGGGUUUUAUAUAGCAAGUUCAGUGGAAGGUACAAGCCAAGUAAUGGCAUUCACUGCAAAGUUUGAAGAAAAUGGUUAUGAAGAUAGUCUUAGCUUCUUUGGGGUACACAGAACAACACAAGUUUCACAAUCACAGCUUGCAAUCAUUGGAGGAACAGGAAAGUAUGUGAAUGCUAAUGGAAUUGCUAUUAUUAAGACAUUUCCGGUUAACGGUCAGCAACAUAACACUGAUGGACUUGAAACUCUCUUGCACCUUACUGCAUAUCUUUCCUAUUAGUAGCACUUUCUUUUGAUUUAUAUGUGUUAUCAAUGAAUUUCCAGUUUUCUGCUUACAAAACUAUUCCAAAUUAUUUGUGUUUCGUGUAAUGAAUCUUAAUUAGUGAUUGGAUUGUACUUUUGAAAAAACAAAUUAAUACAAAUGUUAUGCUUGAGUUUGACAGAGCC
This is a messenger RNA of Trifolium pratense (red clover), 1080 nucleotides long. RefSeq names its product dirigent protein 25-like. Bases 26 to 913 code for a protein of 295 amino acids. The transcript has a single exon. Lineage: Eukaryota; Viridiplantae; Streptophyta; Magnoliopsida; Fabales; Fabaceae. The record is from RefSeq and is a predicted model, not a curated record.